AUGGGCCCAGCAAGGCAGUCGGAUGCUGUUGCUCGAGCAGUGCGGUCGCUGUGAAGGGUGUAACGCUUCUGAAUCGCAUGUUUCUCUCGUCUCCCUUUCUCUUUUGAUACGAUGUCACGCUCUUAGACUCGGAUUUUUCGGAGUCCUCGCAUCGUUAAGGUCUUUGUUGCGUCUUCACACGCGUCGUAUCUGUUCGUCUCUAUAUGCUGGCGUAUUUCUCCCUUACGGAGCAGCCCGAACAUACGCACUCUGCAACGUCGUGGGGUAUAUUCUCGAAUUGCGUAGACCUCGUGAUCGUCGUGCGUGGAAUAAGCGUGAAUCCACGCGAGUUUCGGUUAGCGGGCACUGAUCGUCCGCCGGUGAAAGAGACGUGGAACGCGAGCACCGUGCAUCAUCAGUAUGCACGUUGUUCCCCGCUUUUUGUGACUGGACGUGAUUGGGAUAAUUCUUGGUGGCACUCCACUGUGCUAGGCUCCGCUGCGUCGGCGACAGGGUCGAAAAAUCGUGCGCGACAUUUUUACCAAGCACUCGGCCACGGAGAUGUCACGCUGAAGAGACCUACGAGGGCAACCAGAGGGAGGAGGUCGAAGCUGUGGCCAACAAUGCUCAGAUCCUGAUCGCGGAGCAUCAGGGGCCCCAUAGGGGUGGGGAGGUGGUGGAAGAGAACAGCAAACGCAUCCAUCUGCGCUUGGUUACGAUCUUCGUAGGACGGUAACCGGUUCGUGGUCCUGGAGGAGGCUGGCGAUGAGCAUGUUGAGCAUACUACGUAGAAAUUGGGCACUUCGGGUGUCGGUGGUGCUCAACAUCUGCGUGUUGCUCUACGUGUGCGCCCACUUCGGCUCCUCCGGGCCCUGGAUCGAGGAACCGCCGACAAAUUGGGCGGCGCCGUUGCAAUCCGAGACCUUUGGAGCUGUGGACCUCGUAAAUGGUACUCAAAAAGGCGCCACGUCGUCAGCUGUGCCUGCCAUCAAGGAUGCCUCGAACAAGAGCGCACGCGGUAACACGACCAGUCUAGCCAGGGCGAGGUUGCUCACCACGAGGCCAACGACCAACGAGGCCAAGGUUGAUAACAAGAACGGCGACGGGCCAGAGCACAGGCAUAAUCAGACGGCAAAGAGCGGUUUGCCGGUCGUUCAAUCACCGAUGAGCCUAAAGGAAGCGGUGCAGUGCAACGAAAAAUCCUUGGAACCGAGGAGGGCGCAGCGAGGUGAUUACUGGGUCCUCUAUAAUUACGUGCCGAUGAGCAUGGCGGUGAGAUGUUGGGAAAGCGUGACGUACACCACGCACGCGGAUUACACGUUCCUGGACAAUCUGGAGCCGUUGCUGGAGCGAUGGAGAGCGCCGAUAUCGAUUGCAAUGCACGCCCCUGGCACAGACUUCGCGGCGACCCUCGACGCCAUCAAGUACUCAAGAAACUGUGGCAGCUCUCUGGUCUCUCAGCUGGUCACCUUUCAUGUAUUCUUCAGCAGCAAACACGUGCCAAAAAUGGUACCCCCGACCGAGAAAGUUAUGUCUGACACGUAUAACUGCACGCUGGGACCACCGUGGGUGAAUGUCACGCUUUCAAAGAUGUAUAAAAACGAGAAGAAGCUGCUGUACCCUGUGAACGUCGGACGUAACAUAGCCCGUGAAUCGGCGCCGACGUUCUACGUGUUGGCAAGCGAUAUCGAACUUUACCCGAAUCCAGACUUGCCCGCGAAAUUCCUCGAGAUGAUCAGAAGGAGGGAUCAACCCGCCCUCUACAAACCUAACCCCAAAGUUUUUGUAUUGUCCAUCUUCGAGGUGGACGAAAAGAGUCAACCGCCUAAUAAUAAAACACAUUUGGUUCAGAUGCUGAAGGCCGGCACGGCAAUUCCCUUCCACAAAAAGUUGUGCUCCGGCUGUCAUAACGUUCCUCGAAGUAAAGAAUGGCAAGAAGCUCCGGAAACGGAGGACCUUCAUGUGUUUCACGUCGGCAAGAGGACAGGCAGUUUCGUUCAUUGGGAGCCGAUUUUCAUCGGCAGCAAUAAUGAUCCUCUGUACGAUGAGAGACUUAGCUGGGAAGGAAAAAGCGACAAAAUGACACAGGGUUACGCGUUGUGCGUCCUUGACUACGAUUUCCUCAUCUUGGACAACGCAUUUCUGGUCCAUCGUCCAGGCAUUAAGAUCUUCAAGAAGGAUGUUCACCGGGAGAUGCUGACAGCGAAAACGAACGCUUUGAUAAGAAAGAUUAUCGUUCCAGAGUUAAAAAUUCUUUAUGGAACGAGAAAAGGCUGUGCCGUGUAGCCCGUGGAGAAACGGGCACAGCGAGUGCUCCACAGGUGUUUUCCAAUUAAGUGGCAACACCUGAGAUCAUUCUUGACAUCAAAAAUGUCCGAAGCUCGGCAGAAGAUCAACGAUGGUCAUAGCGCUCAAAGACUCGUUUUAAUCGCCCGUGACUAUAAGGACCACGCCCAUCAGCCAUUUCUGGCCGUUUCCGGUGUCGAAACUAAGUUAAAGAACGUUCAGUGUGACUAACAGAUGUCCACGAUUGAAAAUGAUGCCAAUUGAACGGUGCCGAAAGUAAUAGUUACGCAGGUUAGGUUCCGAGGACGCAACCUCGCUAAUGUUCUUUCCUCGUUGAAGCAACAACGACGAACCUUUUUUCUCCCCUUGUUGCUGAAUGUUCCAAACGAUUUCUUCAAAAUACAUGGAACAUCAAUAAAAAGGUUCUUAUUGUUGCUUCGACGAGGGCACAACUUAUGGUUUCAAACUUCUCCUAUGAUCGUUAGUUCCUGCAGUUCCUCCUCGUUUCUCAUCGCUGACUUCUUCAUCUUCUUUGCAGUACAAAAGUGUGAUGGCAGCAUUAAUUACAAACAAGAGGGAAUAUUAAUGAAAAAUCGAUUUGUUCAGAGAGACUCAAAGAGUAGUAUAAAAAAUUUUGCUUUCUCACGAUGAUCAUAUUACGUAGUUCGUCUUCGUUAUGAAAGGAUCUUGUUGCGCAUAUUUUCACUUGAGAACGCGUUAGGGCGAACAAUUGUACAUAUUUAGCGUUUUAAAACGGUGCCUCGUAUAUACUUGUACAUUUACAAGAGUGUUGUGUGGUUUGUCGGUGAACGCGUGCAUUUUUUUUCUCAUUCCACGAUUUCCCCAAAGAGGAAACGGAAGCCGUUUCUAACGCGAACGACUGUGGUCAUAAAAACAUGCCAAAAAGAAAAAGGUACACUGCUCAAGUCGACUAAGGAACACAGUGUUCGCAUAAUGAGAGAAAAUAUCUUUACUUUUUAAUUGCUAUUAAUAUUAUUAUUAUUUGGAGCAGUGGAUGUUAAUAACUAAACAAAAACUCUGUAGCUCAAAUUUGGAUGAAAACUACAUUAGACUAAAAAAUUUGGUUUCUAUAACUUCCUAGAAAAUUUAUUCUAAGAAAUAAAAGGAAAUUAUGAGAAAAUUAUUUAUUAUAACAGCGUGCAGAGUUUUGUAGAGUUUACUGCAAAACCGACUGAAGCCGACUUUUUGUCGACUUAAGUUUUAAUUUUAUGCAUUUACAUGAACAUAUUCGAAGCAUUUUUUUUCAUUGUUUUUAAAGUCAAGUAUCUUGUUUAAAAAAUAGAAACAUACGAAACCAAAUAUAACUACUAGGUAGUGGAACGGAAAAGAUGUGAAAAAGGAUGAUCCAUUACGCACUUGAACAACACGUAUGAACUACCCUUAUAUUUAAUUAACGAUAUAGUUUCGUUCUUGAACGAAUACCGUGGUAAAAAAAAUCAAACAGGGACUAUUCGCGAAUAUUUUACUCUCCCAAGACUGAAGAAACAUUUGAUAACAGUUUACUAGAACAUUUAUCCUAAAGAUCUUUAAUUAAAGAAAGUCAAGUCAUUAGUUAUUUAAUGAUUCUUUUAUUAUAGUAUAAUCAAUUAAGGCUAAUAUAUUAACCUUUCUUUGUAUAUCUUUCUUCUAUGUCUGAUAAAAAUGAAUUGGUGCUUCCAAUGCUAGAUAACAAUUACAGCAAUCAUGAAUGGAACGUUGCAUUCGCUUUUACCAUUAAAACGAACAUUGCAUUUGCUUUUACCAUUAAGACGAACAUUGCAUUAUACAAGGUUUCUCAUAAUUAAUAACAAAAUCGAUAAUUAGAUGAUUUUACGUACAAAAAUGAAUAAAAAAUAUAGAAUAAUUUUCUCCAAGCUCUCAAAAAUUUUUUUUUUUUUGGCAUGUAAAAAUGCAUGUAAAUUUUUUAUCAUUAUAUAUAAGAAAUAAUAAAUAAUAUUCAUAGAAACGUAAAAUAUUUUUAAUAAGCAAGGAAUUAUUUUCUCAGUCUGUAUAAGUACAACUUUCAACACAAUCAAAAUUUAAUUAGACGUAUAGCUCACUAAGUUUUAAUCCCAUUUUUAUCAAAAAUGAAACCCCGGGUUAAAGAAUGUUAUUCUACAUUUUCGAUUUAUUUUUAGUUAUAGAAUGAGAAAUUGUUAUCGAUUUUACCAUUGAUUAUGGGACACUUUGUAAACAAUUGAAAUUGAAGAGAGUAAAAAUAAGUCUCGUGAUGAAUUUCACUCAGCUAACUAAUCAUUUGGUAUCAUUUCCCACGAAAUCGUGCAAGAUCUAUUUCGUAACUGUACAUUAUUUGUGCUAAUACUUUUACUCGAUAAUUACUGGCGAGGAUUACGUGUGCGGAAUAUGUUGAAGAAGGAAGGCAAGAAUUUUUAUGCAAUUGCUAUUUGGUGUAUCAUUAUACGAGAUCAACUUGAAAAACUCUUCUUUAUGAAUGUAUCGAAUGGUGUAUGAAAGGAUAAUGUAAAUAUCUCUAUAUGUUUAAGUAUAAGUACAUAAGUAUGACGUAACUGGUACUACUUUUACACGAUUAAUUAGUCACUAAAUGGGAAUUCGAAAUUCUAAAAAGAUAUAUUGUCAUAAAAUGUUCGACGUAUCCAAAUAUUUGUGUAUUUUCAGUAACAUUAUUUUUCAAGCCUUAUAGAUGAUAAAUCAUAAUAUUUUAUCGAAGAAGAUAGCAUAAUGGUACAUAUUUAUGUCUGCUAUUUUCGAUAAUCAAAACUUUGUAUGUAUCAGAAAUGGCUUAGUUACUUAUAUCAAACAAAGUAGUAUUCCCAUUUUCUAUUUUAUUUAUCAUGUAAAGCCAACAAAAGAGAAUGCCAUUGUUUAAUGUAAUACUUUUAUUUAGCCAUUUAAAUGUUAUAUGUAUUAUAUGAAAAGAAUAUUCUUGUGAAAGGUGGGAAAAAUAAUAAUUAGAAAUGAAUUUUAAUUUUUAACUUUUAUUUUAAUCAGACUGUGCAAUUAAUUUCUAUUGUAAUGUAUACCGUGUCAAAAAAAGAA
Bombus pascuorum is the source of this 5283-nucleotide messenger RNA. RefSeq names its product beta-1,4-glucuronyltransferase 1. NCBI's taxonomy places the organism in Eukaryota, Metazoa, Arthropoda, Insecta, Hymenoptera, Apidae. The transcript is spliced from 6 exons. The record is from RefSeq and is a predicted model, not a curated record. The coding region runs from base 745 to 2265 and encodes 506 amino acids.